Molecule: messenger RNA, 2652 nt
Organism: Pieris brassicae (large cabbage white)
Lineage: Eukaryota; Metazoa; Arthropoda; Insecta; Lepidoptera; Pieridae
Exons: 1
Coding region: 89-2209 (706 amino acids)
Source: RefSeq, a predicted model, not a curated record
GGUCAAUUUUUUCAAGUUUUCAUUUAAAUUAUAAUUAUACGUCAAUAUAAUAUAUUUUUUUGUUGGUGAGUUUCUUACAACCGUUACAAUGUCGUUUUUUAAAAAUGUUACAUCGGGUUUUAAUAUUCGUAGUCGAGAUACCGUUCUAAAAGAAUCAUUAAUAAAUAACUUGUCGGAGUGUGUAAAAGACAUCCAAUACAAUAGCCAAUUUGAAGAAAAUUUCCACAGUAUCUUGGGUUCAACUGAUUCAACAAACACAUUGUGCAUGGCAUUAGAAGCUAUAUUUUUACAUGGUUUAAAAGAUACGUUUUUACGAAAAGCAAAAAAUGUGAUUUCUGGAGAUCCAGACUAUCGGCCGCAGUCAAGCUUCUGGCCACUUAUUUUAGUACUGUCCCAUCGUCAAAAUAUUGAUCAGAUAUCUGCGUUACCACAAAUUAACACUGAAAUAGGACAAUGUAGAGCAUGGCUUCGUAUAGCACUCAAUGAAUGUUUACUUUCAUCAUACAUGUCCACUCUUGUAAAAAAUAUAUCUGCUGUCAAGCCAUUCUACAACAGAAGUGCGUUUGUUUGUGAUUCUGAAGUUCUUGAAGUAGCGCAAAAAGUAAUACAAGGAUUAGAAACAUGUGUUCAGUUUAAUUUGCCAACAAACUCAAGUCUUCUUAAUCAAUGGCCAGAGCAAGUAUUGAUGCAAGCUGGUAUCUGGGUACCAACUAUGAAAGUGGCUCCUAUUUCUGCUGGUUUGGAUGUUGUUAGCACUUUGUCUGAUGAUGUAAAACCAAAGUUAGCAUUAACUCCAAACAAAUCAUCCAAAGUUACAGGUUUAGGUAAAAUGUGGGCUUUGAAUGAAGAUGAAGCUCUAGAUUUUAUACUGUCUAAGGAUUCAGGACAGACUUCAAGUAAUGACAAUGUAACAGUAAUUGAAAAAAAAAAUGAGAAUGUUAACGUAACUUAUUUAAAUCCUGAAAUUGGAACUAUUGUUAAAGAAACUGGGGAAGAACCUAGUGUGAUGCAAGAUUCAAUUCAAAUAUAUGGCACAUCUGUUGAUUCUGUGGGUUUUGAUGCUCCUAGUGAUGUUGUUAUAACAGGAAAUUCUUUAAGUGGCAAAGGUUGGUCCAAAGAUUUGAAUGAUGAUAAUGAAUCUGUUAACUCAAAUUCAUCUUAUGGGAGUAGUAUGAUAAAAACUCCAGAACUUAAGAGUCUUUCAUCUCUUAUUGAUAACUCAAACUUGUAUGUUGAGACAAACACUAACACUCCUAACUUAAGAGAUAUUAUGAAAGAUAUUCAUAAAGAGUUGAAAAUUACCACUGAAGAUAAUGAUGAUUGUCAAUUGAUUAUUGAGGAUAAUGCUCCUGAUGAUCCAUCAUUACAUAGCUUAGAUUUUGAGGUCAUUUCAAAUUCAACAGGUUCAUUCACAGUUAAUGAAUUACAAAAAAUGAUGAAGCAAUUAGGGUUGCUAUCUAGAGAAAAGGGUCUAGAUAGUCAAAACUAUCAAUGUCAUGGUUGUCAGGAUCUCUUAGGAAGCACAGUAUCAAAGGCCAAAGUUUGUGGUUAUACUGGAGAAUACUUUUGCUCUAAUUGCAUGGAUCCUAACGUAUUCAUUAUUCCUGCUCGAGUUAUUCAUAACUGGGAUUUUAAAAGAUAUCCUGUUUCCAAAAGAGCAGCACUAUUUCUUUUGGAAUUUCAACAUCAACCAUGGAUAGAUAUGAAAAAGCUGAAUCCAAAAAUUUAUGUUGGAGUGUCAGAUAUGGAAAACUUGCAAGAAUUAAGAGUUCAAUUAAAUUUUCUAAGAGCAUACAUAUUUACCUGUCGGGAGCCAGUAAUUGAAGAAUUGCAAAAACGGGUAUGGCCAAGGGAGUAUUUAUAUGAUCAUGUGCAUUUGUAUACUAUUUCAGAUUUGGCUCAAAUACCAAAUGGAUCUUUAGUGUUGCAAUUGGAAAAAGUUGUCCACUUUGCUAAAGGUCAUGUUUUAGAGUGUUGGCUCUGUAACCAGAAAGGCUUUAUAUGUGAGGUUUGCAGAGACCCAAAAAUAUUAUAUCCUUUUGAAACUAGUACAACAUUUAGAUGUGAUGAGUGCUCAAGCGUAUUUCAUUCUAAAUGUUUAAAUGACACUUUGCCAUGUCCUAAAUGUAAGAGGAAGCAAGAGCGUACAAAUGAUUCAACUUUAAUUGAUGCACUACAUUGUCUUAAAUUGAAAAAUACAGAUAAGUGAAAUGUGUAUACUACACAAGUGAAAUAUGUAGUAUUUUGCUACAUUGGAAAAUGCUGUUAUUGAGAAGGAAGUCAAAAUUGGCCAAGAAACCUAGUUUGUGUCAGUGCGGUGUAAAAUAAGGAUAUAUUAAUAAGGUAGGCUUAGGAUAAAUAUAAAUAAUAUCAUGUAUAUCAAGAAAUUAUUGGAUUAAAAAUCCUUUUGUAGACCUUAAUAUGAUCCCUAUGACAGAAUUGUUAUUAUAACUAUAUGUGUAUGAAAUUAGUGAAACUAGUAAAAUUUCACAUAUUAUAGUGAAAAGAUAAUGUAACAUAGAUUUAUCUUAUCUGGAUAGAACAAUAGGAUAUUUAAAAAUACACCUUUACAAAUUUUAAUAUAUAAUCUUGCUGUUAGUUAUUAGGAUGUAUUGUAUUGUAAUCUAAGUUUAUUUAACAAAAAUUACCAAC